AUGUCACAGUAUUUCCGGAAAACAAAUCACUUCUUGCUGGUUUUGUUGAUGAGAGACUUGUGGAUGUUAGGGACUACACCUCAUCCACUAAUUGUGCCUUUGAUGAUUGUGUCAAGCUCCUUAUCUCCUGUGAUCGCCAAAUACAAAUGCCUAGGUUUUCCACUGGGUCGUAUUCACAGGCAACUCAAGACCAAAGUUUCUCCACAUGGUAGAGUUGGUGCCACUGCUGAUGUCUACACGGCUUCAAUCCUUGAAUACCUAACUACAAAGGUUCUUGACUUGGCUGGAAACGCGAGCAAAGAUCUGAAAGUGAAGAGGAUAACUCCAAGACAUUUGCAGUUGGCGAUCAGAGGAGAUGAGGAGCUUGACACACUCAUCAAAGGAACAAUUGCUGGAGGAGGUGUGAUCCCUCACAUCCACUAGUCUCUCAUCAGCAAAACCACCAAUGAGUGAUUUGUUUCUUAGACAAACGAUAUGGUGUGACUUGCUAGUUAAGUAGCUUAUGGUGUUUGUGUUUCUUUAGUCUUGGAUCGGAGAAGUAGUGUAAGUGCUAAGUCUUAAGAUGCUUCUCUCUAUAUAACAAACUAUCUGAGAAGAAAAAAAGAUAGGAAUGAAAAUACAGACUCA
This is a messenger RNA of Arabidopsis lyrata subsp. lyrata, 627 nucleotides long. Its product is annotated as histone H2A.V. Gene Ontology annotation, cellular component: nucleosome. NCBI's taxonomy places the organism in Eukaryota, Viridiplantae, Streptophyta, Magnoliopsida, Brassicales, Brassicaceae. The record is from RefSeq and is a predicted model, not a curated record. Bases 1 to 423 code for a protein of 140 amino acids. Gene Ontology annotation, molecular function: protein heterodimerization activity; DNA binding; structural constituent of chromatin. The transcript has 3 exons.